AUGCAGCCGAGGUUUCGAAGUAGUUGGACGAAUGUGGCGCUGACGGCAUGGCCAGGUGGGGGAUUGAAGAAGGACUUCAUGCUUCUGCCACUGGUCCUGGCCGGAUUCAGCGCCGUGGCUUGGCGCCGGCCGGAGCGCAGCGUCUCGGUGCUUCUUGGCCUGGCUGCAACCUUGCUGUCUCCCUUGGGGGUGAUGCUCUUCCGGCCGUUGGUCAGCGUCGUGACGUCCUUGCUCUUGCAGUCCUCGGCGAAGCAUCUCAGUGACAUCCUCGUCCGGACGACGCUGGAGGUGGUGCAGAACGAGCAGGGGGUGGACCAGCUCGUCAACUCCGCCAGCGAAGCGAUGCGGAAGGCCAUGACCAACAAGCAGGUACAAAGUGCCCUGAAGGAGACGGUCAUCGAUGCCAUGCAGGACGAGAACUUGCAGCAGGAGAUGAUAAAGACGCUGACCAAGGCCGCCAUCCUCUCCUCUGGCGACCACCUGCUCCGUGCACACCUCCUGGACGUGGGCAAGGACGCCCUCGUCCGAGCUAUGAAGGACCAGGCUUUCAUGUCCGAGAUGGUUUCCAUGAUCUCGAAGUCGGCGCUCGCGGCAUCCCGGGACCAGGAGAUCCGCGAGAAUGCUCUGGAUGUUGUGAAGUCGGCGAUGACUGAUGCCUUGAAGGAUCGGGGCUUCAUUCAGGAGAUGUUCACCACUCUGACCCGCGCGGCGAUCUCGGCAUCCAAGGACCCCGACCUUCGCGAGUCCCUGCUCUCCGUGGUAAAGGAGGCCGUGGUGGAUGCGCUGAAGGACCAGGGCUUCAUGGAUGCUUUCCAAGAGGCCAUGUGCAAAAGCCUUAACGACCGUAAUAUUUAUCGCUCGGCUGCUGCCGGAGUCGCGAGCUCUUUGAAUCCGUUCGCGGCAAAAAAGAGGGUGGUGCUGGCUGAGCUGGGGAAGGGAGCCUAUGGAACUGUGUACCUCUGCGAGGACAAGAAGAGCGGGGAAGAGGUGGCGGUCAAACAUGUGAAGCAAGCGGCACGCCACGGCAAGAGCAUGCUCCGCGAGAUUCGUCUCUUGGCGCGGCUUCGACACGAAAAUCUCCUUCACCUGCUGGACUUCCCGGCGGUCUCCUCGCCGGACUUCGAGGAUAUCUACCUUGUCCUGCCGUACCUUGCUGCAGACCUCCACAAGAUCAUCCAAUCCCAGCAGGCUUUAACAGAGAAGCACGUGCAGGUCAUUCUGACGCAGAUUUUGCGGGCCAUGGCCUACCUCCACAGCAGCGGCGUCGCUCACCGGGAUCUGAAGCCCGCAAACAUCCUGCUGUCCUCGGACUGCAAGUUGAAGGUCUGCGAUUUCGGCCUAGCUCGGGGCGGCCUUGGUGGCCUGGACGGGGACGAGCCGGAGGAGGCCUGUGGGGUGCUGACGGAAUACGUCGUGACGCGCUGGUACCGGGCGCCGGAGGUGAUGUUGCUGCCGAAGCAGUACUCCACAGCCGUCGACAUUUGGGCGGUUGGCUGCAUCCUUGGCGAGAUUCUGGGCAGGAAGGCCAUGUUCCCUGGGAAGAAUCACAUUGACAUGGUGUGCAAGUACGCGGAAGUCGUGGGGAAUCCCAAAGACAGCGAGCUCGGCUGGCUUCCCAAGGACACCGAUGCCUAUCGCUUCCUACGCAAGGUCUGCCCGCAGGGCUCCGGUAUGGACUUCGCCAAACUCUACCCGCGUGCUUCGCCUGCUUGCCUCAGCAUGCUCAAGGCUUUGUUGCGAUGGGAUCCUACAGAGCGAAUUACAGCCGUGGAGGCCCAGAAGCACGAGUACGUCGGCCAUUACUAUCCCCGCGAGCCUCCGACGCCUCCAGAACCGUUCGACUGGACCUUCGACGGUUUCAAGGUUUCGACGCAAGCGGUGAAGGAGCGCUUGUACCACGAGUGCUCGCGUUUUCAUCCCGAGAUUCUGGAGCGAGAUGGCGUGCGCGCUGCGAAAUCCGGCUAUCCCUCUGCGAAGCCCGCUGCUGCGGAGGCCAAGGGGUCUGACCGAUCGCCGAGGCAGGCCCAGAAUGGGACCUCCAGCCGCGGCCUGAUGCGGUCCAUCACCCCGGUACGGAACCUCGCCCGUGCUUUGACGCCCCCACGGUUGCGCUCGACCACGCCGCCCCGAACGAGCACCACACCCACGAGGAGGGGCAGCAACUCAAGCGAGCAAGUUCGCGCCAUUUGA
This is a messenger RNA of Symbiodinium sp. CCMP2592, 2190 nucleotides long. NCBI's taxonomy places the organism in Eukaryota, Dinophyceae, Suessiales, Symbiodiniaceae. The record is from the annotation of a GenBank genome assembly.